Theileria parva strain Muguga is the source of this 1508-nucleotide messenger RNA. RefSeq lists its product as uncharacterized. The coding region runs from base 141 to 1478 and encodes 445 amino acids. The record is from RefSeq and is a predicted model, not a curated record. NCBI's taxonomy places the organism in Eukaryota, Apicomplexa, Aconoidasida, Piroplasmida, Theileriidae. The transcript has 8 exons.
AUUUAUUAUAUUUUCAUAUAACAAUACUCAGACUUAGAUAGAGAAUAACUUUAAUCAAUUUUCCGCACAAGUUAAAACGGUCCCACACAUCUUUUCCGUAAAACACUCAUCUAACGUGUUUUAAUAUGUAAUUUGUAAUCAUGGUUCGUACUCAUCUAUUGUCACUUCCAUCAGAGUGUGAUGUCUUUGAGUUUAGUCAGUCUCAUUUAGAUUUUCUGGGUCCAAAUUUUGAAAAUUUUUUUCCUCAAAUACUCCCUGUUAUUUUUUCUCCAAAUUUUGUCAAGAGCGCGACCGUCCUCUAUCCCUACCAGGAGACCCCUUUCGCUAAUGCCUUCAGAGAGAAACUUUUUAAUUCUAGGGACACAUGCUUUGUUGCAUCGAACAUUACUCUUGAAUCUUUGGUCAAUCUGGACUUUAUUGUAAAUUAUUUGGUUCCUAAAAGACUGUCAAUUUUAAAUAUAUAUUAUAAUUAUAAAUCAAAGAUCAAUUUUGUGAUAAAUUCCAAAGGGGUGUUAACACUCAAUCUUGAUUUGGAGGUUUUUAGAACUUUGGGAUUAUCAAACUGUAAUAUAGUACAUCGCAAUGAAGACCAGUCUGUUACUUUGGAAAUAAAUCUACUCGACACAUCAUAUUUGAAACCUCAAUCUAGGCUUUACGACCGGUUACUAACUAAUUUAUCAAAGAUAACACCCGUCACUGUGAUCAUUUCAUCAGAGAUCUUCAACUCUCUAGACUUGACAGAGCUUAGAGCAUGGCUGAAACCAGGUGAUCAGGUCACUAUUUCACCUUGUUAUACUAAAUUUGAGCAUUUUAAGUUUCCUGUGAAUUCCAAAGAAUACUCGGUUAAUUUCUUUAAUGAAAACAUCAAGAAGUUAGUUCAGGAACAGAACCUCGAAGUACAUGGAACAUCAGAAAAGCGGCACAAAACUGAGACAAACAGUGAUGAUUUGGAGCAUAGAUAUGAGAAGAUGGAAAGUCAGAGAGAGAUUUUGGUAAAGAUAUUUAACACAUUGAAGAAAAAACCGAUAAAAAAUAAGCAAGUGAUCAAGGACAUGAUCCACGAAUUGAAUAAGAAGAAUUUAAAUGAAUUUUCCGAGAAGAAAACUCCAAUACACAACCUUUUAUCUUUCAUAGAUCAUAUAAACCUCGAGAGUCUUAAAGUUGGCUCGUGUAAUAUAUCUAAUUUAAACGGGCACGAUCCGGGAAAUGCAGUUGAUAACUCGGAAACAUACGAGUUGUUGAAAUUAAAUAAUGGUAUAAUAUCCAAUGAGUACACAUUUAAUCUUUUAAAGGAGGCGUGGGUAUUGCUGAAGGAAGUAGGACUCGUAAUAAUGUCAUUGUAUUUUGUAAACGGGACGAAGCUUGGCUGUGAUUCACUUUCAAAAGUUGGACCCAAGUUGGGUGGCUUCCUACACAUUAUCCUCAGUAAACCGAAAAAUGAAAAUAAAGUUGUGGCUGUAAUUUGUAGAUUUAACUAAUUUUUAAAAUUUAAUGUUCUCAUUACAUUA